CGAUGAUUGCACUACCACGUUAACUUAGUGGUACUGUGCCUGGGCUUUAAUGAAAUGGAUGAGCCUAGUACCUUGACCUGUCGAGCAUUUUUGGGUUAGCUUCUUAUAAGACGUCCAGCGUAGGUGUCGAGGAGUAUGAUGUGAUCUAUCUGCAUAGGUUCAAUUGACAAUUCUAUCAGCAUCUGAGGGGGCCAUUCUGCUCUGACUAGCAGCGCAACUUUUCAGCAACACCUGGUCAUCAGCAGCCCGACUUCCUAUCACCCUCCACCAUGCGCCCACGACAGCAUCAGCAUCCAUGCCGGAGGCCGCUACAAGCGGCCACCCUAGCAUUCUUCCUCCUCGCCUGCUACUACGACCUGCCUGGCCCCAUCACCUCCGGCUUCAGCAGCGAUAGCCACUCCGCAGCAGCGGGGCCUUCACGCAACCUGCUGCUACCCUCGGCGCUGUUCGCCGCAGCGCUGCCGGAAUCCCGCCUGAUCCAGCACCCCGCCAUGCGCGACUGGGACUCCCCCGCGCUGGUCAAGUGGGAUGUGAUCAUGAAGGGGGAGGGACGCAAGGUGUACAACCCGGGUCAGGGGCAGCUGGCGUCCAACGCCUCGGAGGUGGCGGGCCACCCGGGCUACGCAUUCGACGACCUCAUGGUGGACCACCUGAAGGAAGUGUGUGAGGGCGGUGGGAAGCCCUGCAAGCGCAAGGCGUGUGCCCUGGCGCGCGGGGACUGGUGCAAGGAGUAUUACAACCAGGUCCCCAUUCCCUGGCGCCCCGCCCCCCGCGGCGACAAGGACUGCCCCGCCACCUCCAAGGGCACAUGCAACGGGAUGGGGUCCUGCCAGCACGACAUAGGGGUGUGCCUGUGUCCCGCAGGCUGGCGCGGUCCCGAUUGCGGCACCCGCGACCCGCGUCCCUGCACCCACCGCUACCGAAACAAGGAGCUGGACGGGGGCAACACUGAGCCCAUUAACCACGCCGGCCCGGAUGGUCGGGACAAGAACUGGACGGAGCCCGGUUGGACCGCCUCGCGCUGCGCAGGCUACUGCGAUGAGGAUAUCGCCAUGUGCUACUGCCCCCCCGGAACCAAGUUCGGUCGCGAGCCCGCGCCCGCCGGCUCCCCGCCCGGCACCCCGCCCGUCAAGCAGGGCCGACCCAUGGGCGACUCGUGCAAACCGAACAAGGACCCCAUCACGGGUGCCAAGGCGGAGUGGGGCGGCAUGGAGCCGGAGGUGCUGUUCGGGCCGCAGGGCUGGUGCAACUCGGAGAACCCGCUGGCACAUUGCGGGUGUGUGCUUGACGGCACCCACGGCCACCUGUGCGACCAGCCCUCGGAGGCAUUCUGCUUCAACCAGUGCUCGGGUCACGGCGAGUGCAUGACGGGUUUCUGCCGCUGCCACGAGGGCUGGUACGGCAUAGACUGCUCGCGGCAGCGGGCCUCAGCCAAGGAGAAGACGAAGGGCUUCCACGAGUCGGGCGGGGGGCGGCCCCACCUUCAGGGCCUAGUGGUGGACCCCCCCGCGGCGCAGGACCCCCCGCCGCACCCCACCCGGCGGCGGCCGCUGAUCUAUGUGUACGACACGGACCCGCUGUUCAACACCAAGAUGCUGCAGUACCGAGUUGCUAGGACCUCCUGCGUGUACCGCCUGUUCGGUGCGUCCAACGACUCGUACUUCAACUCGUAUGUGUACGCGUUGGAGAGCUACUGGAUCGAACACCUCACCACCAGCCAACACAGGACAUUCGACCCCGAGGAGGCCGACUUCUUCUUCGUGCCCGUGCAGCUCACCUGCUACCUGUGGCCGGUGCUGGGCUGGGCGGACCACCCCUGGUUCGGCAUGCCGGCAGCCCACUCCCGCGCCCACCAGGGCAGCAACAUGUACCUGCAGGCCAAGCGCUGGGUGCAGCAGCACUACCCCUUCUGGAACCGGCGGGGCGGGCGGGACCACAUCUUCAUGAUGCUGAACGACGAGGGAGGCUGCUGGAUGCCGAACGAGGUGUACCAGAGCUCCAUCGUGCUCAGCCACUGGGGCCGCAUGGACACCGAGCACGUGAGCGGUACGGCAUGGGGAUACGACAACUACACAUCCCCGCUGGAUCCAUGGCCGCCGUACGAGCUGGGCGACUGGCGCAAGAUCUACGACGGACACCCCUGCUACACACCCGGCAAGGACCUGAUCAUCCCCUCCCUCAAGCCCGCCAACCACUUCGCCUCCUCCCCGCUGCUGGGAGCCCCGCCGCUCAAGCGUGACAUCCUGCUGUACCUGCGCGGUGACACGGGGCCCUGGAGGGCGCACUGGUACAGCAGGGGCGUCCGGCAGAGGCUGGCAAAGCUGGCCUACCAGAAUAACUGGGCUGAGAAGUACCGCAUCUUCAUCGGGGAGGGGUGGCAGAUAUCGGGCAGCUACUCGGAGCACCUGGCCAGGUCGCUGUUCUGCGUGGUGGCACCGGGUGACGGGUGGAGCGCCCGAGCGGAGGAUGCCAUCCUGCACGGCUGCAUCCCCCUCGUGCUCAUGGACGGCGUGCAUGCGGUGUUUGAGAGCAUCCUGGAGUGGGACGCCUUCUCGGUGCGGCUGCGGGAGGAGGCGGUGAACGAGCACCUGCCGCAGGUGCUGCUGUCCUUCUCGCCGGAGCAGAUUGAGCGCAUGCAGCGACGUCUGGCGGUGGUGUGGCAGAGGUUCGCCUACACGGGCGGUCACCUGCUGAACCGAGACCUCCAAAACACCUACGACCACAACCGCGUUGUACGGCAGCGCAUGGCGGAUGCCGGCAUGCGACCCAACAUGACGGAGGGGGAGUUUCACUCUGUCAUGCAGCGGGUGGCGAAGGAC
Astrephomene gubernaculifera is the source of this 2819-nucleotide messenger RNA. The record is from the annotation of a GenBank genome assembly. NCBI's taxonomy places the organism in Eukaryota, Viridiplantae, Chlorophyta, Chlorophyceae, Chlamydomonadales, Astrephomenaceae.